AGAGAUCGAGCUCGCCGAGAAUGAGAUGCCCGGUCUCAUGGAGACCCGCAACAAGUACGCUGAGGACCAGCCCCUCAAAGGUGCCCGCAUUGCUGGUUGUCUUCACAUGACCAUCCAGACCGCCGUCCUCAUCGAGACCCUCACAUCCCUCGGUGCCGAGCUCACCUGGACCUCCUGCAACAUCUUCUCCACACAGGACCACGCUGCCGCUGCCAUCGCUGCCGCCGGUGUGCCCGUUUUCGCCUGGAAGGGCGAGACCGAGGAGGAGUACGAGUGGUGCCUUGAGCAGCAGCUUACUGCUUUCAAGGACGGCAAGUCCCUCAACUUGAUCCUCGACGACGGUGGUGACCUCACUGCUCUCGUUCACAAGAAGUACCCUGAGAUGCUCAAAGACUGCUACGGUGUCUCUGAGGAGACUACCACCGGUGUCCACCACCUCUACCGCAUGCUCAAGGGCAAGGGCCUCAUGGUCCCUGCCAUCAACGUCAACGACUCCGUCACCAAGUCCAAGUUCGACAACCUUUACGGCUGCCGUGAGUCCCUCGUCGACGGUAUCAAGCGUGCCACCGAUGUCAUGAUCGCUGGCAAGGUCGCUGUUGUGGCCGGUUUCGGUGAUGUCGGCAAGGGUUGCGCUCAGGCUCUCCACUCCAUGGGUGCCCGCGUUAUCGUUACUGAGAUCGACCCUAUCAACGCUCUCCAGGCUGCCGUCUCUGGCUUCCAGGUCACCACCAUGGAGAAGGCUGCUUCUCAGGGUCAGAUCUUCGUCACCACCACUGGCUGCCGUGACAUCCUGACUGGCGAGCACUUCGAGGCUAUGCCCAACGAUGCUAUUGUCUGCAACAUCGGUCACUUCGAUAUUGAGAUUGACGUUGCCUGGCUCAAGAAGAACGCCAAGUCGGUCACCAGCAUCAAGCCCCAGGUCGACCGCUACCUGAUGAAGAGCGGCCGUCACAUCAUCCUCCUCGCUGAGGGCCGUCUUGUCAACUUGGGAUGUGCCACUGGCCACUCUUCGUUCGUCAUGUCCUGCUCUUUCACCAACCAGGUCCUUGCCCAGAUCAUGCUGUACAAGGCCGCUGACGAGGAGUUCGGCAACAAGUACAUUGAGUUUGGCAAGACUGGCAAGCUGGAUGUUGGUGUCUAUGUCCUCCCCAAGAUCCUCGACGAACAGGUCGCCCUUCUCCACUUGGCCCACGUCAAUGCUGAGCUCUCCAAGCUUUCCGAGGUCCAGGCCGAGUACCUUGGCCUCCCUGUCGAGGGUCCCUUUAAGAGCGACAUCUACCGCUACUAGAUUUCUUUCUUCUUUGCUUCGUUUGAGUUUGAGCAGUUUCAACACGACGUUA
Molecule: messenger RNA, 1340 nt
Organism: Didymella exigua CBS 183.55
Lineage: Eukaryota; Fungi; Ascomycota; Dothideomycetes; Pleosporales; Didymellaceae
Product: adenosylhomocysteinase A
Exons: 1
Coding region: 26-1288 (420 amino acids)
Biological process (GO): L-methionine cycle
Cellular component (GO): cytosol
Molecular function (GO): adenosylhomocysteinase activity
Source: RefSeq, a predicted model, not a curated record